CAUCGGACGCAAUAGCAGAGGCUUAGAAACAUGGAGACUGCAGGUGCUGGACCUGGGCAGCCGUCCUCUCGUCUGGAGGCUCCGGGAUCUACAGACGAUCGGCUUUUCCUGGUUAAAGGUGGAGUUUUCCUUGGUACUGUUGCUGCAGCAGGAAUGCUAGCCGGAUUUGUUACAACGUUAUCAUUGGCUAAAAAGAAAAGCCCUGAAUGGUUCAAUAAGGGGAGUGUGGCCACGGCUGCCUUACCGGAGCGCGGCUCUGCCCUGGCCCUGCGAGCCCUGGGUUGGGGCUCACUGUAUGCGUGGUGUGGGGUCGGCGUGGUCAGCUUCGCCAUCUGCAAAGCGUUAGGAGUACAUAGCAUGAAGGACUUUCGAAGUAAAAUGCAAUCAAUAUUUCCAGCAAUUCCCAAGAACUCGGAAUCGUCUCUUGAGUGGGAGGAAGCAUUGAAAUCCAAAUGAGAUGAGCAUGGCGAGGGAAGUCUAAAACGAUUGUUUUGGAAAGGGUAGCUUCGGAGAUGCCACGGAAUCAAAGGGACUCGAUUGAUUUAUCAUCAGGAACAUGUGCAUUGUUGACUGAAUCCACGGGAUAGAAGGCGUUCAGUGUCCGCGUGGGAGGCCGACUGUCUGCACUUAACUUUAAAAUUGACAUGGGCAUGUGUGUGUAUAAGGUUUUCCCCAAAUUAGGAAGACCGUUUUAAAAUAAUUAUAUGGAUAACUUCUCUGGGGAGAAGAUCCCAGGGGAAAUACUUCUGACAGCUGAAGCCAAGUUUUGUACCUGAAAAAAUUUAUAAUAACAUAUGAUGGAAAAUCUUUAUAGACAGAUUCCUAACCACACUAGUACCUCAAUGUGUCUAAUUAAAUGAGUUUCAACAGCGUUUCAGGUGUGUGAUUCUCAGGGCUCGGAAGGCUCGUUCCUAUUCGGCCGACUCCAGAGCCGCAGGCUAACAGGUAACCCCUGUGUGUCAGGCAGCAGAUGUGGCUCUGUGGUCCUGACUUUGCAGCCCUGGGUUUGCACAUGCUAAUCAGUCAGCUGAUGAGCUCCCCUCAAGGCCCUGCAAGGCUUACCCAGAGGUAAGAAGCCAGUAACCGAGUAUGAGGACUUGAAAAGGUGGCCAUGCUAAAAGAAUACGGUAUCAUGGAUAUAAAAUGUACUCUUUUGAGGAGUUGGUUCUGUGUCCCUAAACAUUGACUGCGUGUUGUUUUAUCUCCAUUGUCAUUGUAAAAAGAGUCCAAUUAUCGCCUACCUUAACAAAUAUUUUUAACCAGAAAUUCACCUGAGUAUUGAGUCUCAAUAUGAAGUAAUCAGUACUGCCCCCCUGAAAUCUAGUGGUAAAUUCUUAUAUGCACACCCAGUCCUUCCCUGUCCUCGGUGAUGUCUUAAAGAAAACAGAGACUAAUGUCUGCACACAAUUAUUUUUCUGAAAUUAACAUUCUCUAAAGAAAAGUACUUUCAUAUGUCGGUAUACCCAGAAAAAUAUGGUGGGGUAUCAGUUAUACAAUUCCUUUAUAAUUACUAAGGCUCUAAUUAGCAAUCAGGUUUAAUAAAGUAUAUUUAAAUCUUUUUCUGUUAUAAUGAAACCUAGUUCUAAGGAAAAUUUUUAAAUGAAAUGUCAAGUGCAUAAUGUAACAUUUUUCUCUGGGCCAGCUUACCCUGUUAAAAUUGCCAUAUUGCUAAUUAAUUAAACAGGUGUCAGCAGCA
Messenger RNA from Suricata suricatta (meerkat), 1696 nucleotides. It is a transcript of the gene TMEM242, whose product is annotated as transmembrane protein 242. The transcript is spliced from 4 exons. The coding region runs from base 31 to 456 and encodes 141 amino acids. NCBI's taxonomy places the organism in Eukaryota, Metazoa, Chordata, Mammalia, Carnivora, Herpestidae. The record is from RefSeq and is a predicted model, not a curated record.